Messenger RNA from Cricetulus griseus (Chinese hamster), 2882 nucleotides. The record is from RefSeq and is a predicted model, not a curated record. NCBI's taxonomy places the organism in Eukaryota, Metazoa, Chordata, Mammalia, Rodentia, Cricetidae.
UGUGUGUGGUGUGGUGUGUGGUGUGGUGUCUGUGUGGUGUGUGUGUGUGGUGGGUGUUCACACACUUAGGAGCAGUGUGCACAAUCUUUCCACUAGGGCAAAAGUUCAGCCUCCAGAACUGAGUCCCUGGUCUUCCUGGUGUGGAGCACCACACCACCACACUCUAAAGCACACAUGGUCAUGUGUGGAGCUUGUUAAGCACACACACACACACACACACACACACACACACACACACACACACUGUCUCCUGUAGGACCAGGGCUUGGCCUUCACUCCGCCUUUUGAGCAUCUGGCAGCCUGCUCAGCCCGGGUGGUUUCGGGAAGUCAGAUGACCUUCCGUCCCUCUGGCUCUCAGCUGUCUGUCCUGACACCAUGUCCCCUCUGCUGGCUCUUCUCUGCCUGCUGCUGCUGUGCCCAGGCCUGGCCACUGACUUCUGCCCUCAGAAUGUCAAUAUCUCCGGGGGCACUUUCACCCUCAGCCACGGCUGGGCCCCGGGGAGCCUCCUCAUCUACUCCUGCCCCCCGGGAAGCUACCCAGUCCCCGCCUGGAGACGAUGCCUGAGCAACGGGCAGUGGCAGACCCCAAGAACCGGCCCGCUGUCCACACUGCGGGCCUCUCGGUUCCUUAGAGCCGUCUGCAAACCUGUUCGGUGUCCAGCUCCUGCUUCCUUUGAGAACGGCAUAUACAACCCUCGGCUGGGGUCUCACCCUGUGGGUGGCAACCUGAGCUUCCAGUGUGACCAUGGCUUCACACUGAGGGGCUCCCCAGUACGCUACUGUCGUCUCAAUGGCCUGUGGGACGGAGAGACCGCAGUGUGUGACAAUGGGGCCGGCCACUGCCCCGAUCCUGGCACCUCAGUGGGCACAGUACGGACAGGCUCACAGUUUGACCUUGGGGACAAGGUCAGUUACCGGUGUUCCUCCUCAAAUCUGGUACUGACCGGCUCGGCGGAGAGGGAAUGUCAGAGCAAUGGGAUGUGGAGUGGGACAGAACCCAUCUGCCGACAGCCGUACUCUUAUGACUUCCCUGAGGAUGUGGCCUCUGCCUUAGGCAUCUCCUUCACCAGCCUGCUUGGAGCCACCAAUCCGACCCAGAAGAGGACAGAAAAUCUGGGCCGUAGAAUCCAAAUCCAGCGCUCGGGUCGCCUGAACCUUUAUCUGCUGCUUGAUGCAUCUCAGAGUGUGUCCCAGAAAGACUUUGAGAUCUUCAAGGAAAGCGCCACCCUCAUGGUGGACAGGAUCUUCAGCUUUGAGAUCAAGGUCAGCGUUGCUAUCAUCACCUUUGCUUCCGAGCCCAAAACCAUCCUGUCGGUCCUGAGCGAGAAAUCCCGGGAUGGGAUGGAGGUGAUCAGCAGUCUGGAGAAAGUGUGCUAUAAAGAUCAUGAAAAUGCCUCUGGCACUAACAUUCACAAGGCUCUGCACAGCGUCUACCUCAUGAUGAAUAACAUGAUAGCCCGUUUCAACAUGGGGGCCGCUGCCUGGCAUGAGAUUCGCCACGCCAUUAUCCUGCUGACAGACGGAAAGUCCAACAUGGGUGGGUCCCCCAAGCCAGCAGUUGACAACAUCAGGAGUCUCCUGGACAUCAUGCGGGUUUCCCGGAAUGGACACCUAGACAUCUAUGCUAUUGGAGUGGGCAGCUUGGAUGUGGACUGGAAAGAACUGAACGAGCUGGGGUCCAAGAAGGACGGCGAGAGGCACGCCUUCAUCUUGCAGAACGCACAGGCAGUGCAACAGGUCUUUGAGCAUAUGCUGGAUGUCUCCAAGCUCACGGAUACCAUCUGUGGGGUGGGGAACAUGUCAGUCAAUGCGUCUGACCAGGAGAGAACACCUUGGCAUGUCACCUUUAAGCCCAAGAGCAAGGAGACUUGCCGGGGGUCCCUUAUCUCUGACCAGUGGGUGCUGACAGCAGCUCACUGCUUCCAUGACACCCAGAUGGAGGACCGCCACCUGUGGAGAGUCAUCGUGGGGGAUCCCAGCUCUCAUCACGGCAAAGAGUUCCUUGUGGAGAAGGCGAUAAUCGCCCCAGGGUUUGAUGUCCGUGCAAAGCAGAGCCAGGGCAUCUCAGAGUUCUAUGCUGACGAUAUUGCCCUGCUGAAGCUGGCCCAGAAAGUGAAAAUGUCCACCCAUGCCAGGCCAAUCUGCCUUCCUUGCACUGUGGAGGCCAACGUGGCUCUUCGGAGAUCCCAAGGUGGCAGCUGCAGAGAGCAUGAGACAGAAUUUCUGAAACAGCAGAAAAUCCCUGCACAUUUUGUGGCUCUGAACGGGAACAAACUGAAUGUUAACCUCAGGACAGGACUAGAGCGGACAAGCUGUAUCCAGGCCGUCUCCCAGAACAAAAACCUCUUCCCCGGCUUGACAGACGUCAGUGAGGUGGUGACAGACCAGUUCUUAUGCAGUGGGCUGGAGGAGGAGGAGGACCAUCCCUGCAAAGGAGAGUCGGGGGGCGCGGUUUUCGUUGAGCGGAAAUACAGGUUUUUCCAGGUGGCCCUGGUGAGCUGGGGUCUUUAUGACCCUUGUCUCGGCUCCUCCAACAAGAACUCCCGCAGGAAGUCUCCUCCUCCGGGUGUCGAGCCUCGAGAUUUCCACAUCAAUCUCUUCCGCCUGCAGCCCUGGCUGAGGCAGCACCUGGAGGGGGUCCUGAACUUUUUGCCCCUUUGACAUGGUCACUGAUUCCUUUAGUGUUCUGACCCUCCUGUCUACUACCUCCGAGUGUCCUCACUCAAGCUGGGGAACUCCCCGGGUUGUACCGGGAUCACUGUCCGUCCGUCCUUCUUGCCCUGCCUGUGUGCAAACCUUUCCCUAGAGUGCAUGACUUGUGCUUUUCACCCUCACAUGGAAUUUCCCAGUUAUGAAAUUAAUAAAAGCCAAUGAUUUCCACA